Molecule: messenger RNA, 18045 nt
Organism: Porites lobata
Lineage: Eukaryota; Metazoa; Cnidaria; Anthozoa; Scleractinia; Poritidae
Source: the annotation of a GenBank genome assembly
GUUAUAAAACAUCACUCUAUAAUAAGUCAGAUAUAUCAUAACAAGAGCAUCGACAAUAAAUCACGAUCAGAGGAAGUUCUUCAACACAAGAGUUUGAACAUGUCAUCGAGGCCAGCAUCAAAAACAUGGGGUGGAAAAGAGUUCUGGGGCAUGAGUUGGGAGUACGAUCCACAAUGGCUACUUAAUGAAGAACAAAGACAAAUCCAAGCCAAACUGAUUGAAACUUGUAGGACUGUGAUCAGACCAAACGCAGUAAGUUAUUUAAAUUUUUUCUCGUUUUAAGACUACUGUAAAGACAAGUGUGAGAUUGGAAAUAACUUGAUGUCCAGAGAAAAGGUUUCUCCUGUUUGGAACCAGCUCCAUGACUGGGACAAAGAGAGUCCCCUUUCCCCUACUGAGAGCCUUUUCGGGUAUGUAUCCUUUUUGAUGAAAAAAGCUCUUUGAUCUUCUAAAAAUCAUGAUAAGCGGACUUUUUAGUUCAGUAGAAUAAUUUCACUUGCAAAAGAUUUUAAGAUACAAACAACAUCCAACGUUCGGAUAUCAUCGAGGGAAUUCUCAUCGUUUUUGCUCAAGGUAUUAAAAGGAGCUGUUGACAAAGCCUCGGUUUGGUGGUUCAAAAAGAUCAAAGAAAACCACAUUAAAGGACCGAAAUAACUGAUUUGAAAUAUUAUCAUUAUGCGAAAUAAUGUACUAUCUUAACCUCAAGUUUCUUUCUUCAGCCUUAUGCGUUCAUUUUUGUAAUAGUGUUUUAGUUUGAGUUGUACUUCCCCAAAACAAAACAAACAAACAUUCUUUUAUUGUGACCUUCCGGAAGGAUGUUCCAAAGGUGCUGCAUUGAUAUAAAAUAACAUCGAGAUUAAAUUUCGACUCGGAUGUUCAACUUCCUAGAGUAUUUAGGUCCCAUGUUGUUAUGUUAUUCCUGCAAUCCAACCUGGAGUCUUUUUGUCAUCAUUGAAGAUAUCUACAAACAGUUCUCUGAGUAUUUGUUUAAAUUCUUGCACGUGCUUUUACUUACGGGAGGUAUCAUUUGGGUAUGAGGUUAAAAAGUCUUUGUGGGUAUGGUCGAAGACUGUGCAUGUAAAUCGAUUUGUUACCUGUAAAGACUAAAGCAGGCGCAUGCUACGUACGCAAGCUAACAGACCUUAUUCACGAUACUCACCAUCUUUGCACACGCUUUAGGAUCUUUAGGAUUGACGGGAUAAAAGUAAUGUCACGUGGUAUUUCAGGGGGCAAACAAGUGAUAACACUUGCCAAUAUAUACGAGCCGAAUGGCGAUCGAGUUUGUAUCGGUCAUGCAAAAUGCACAGUUUGAGAUUCACCGAGUAUUAUGUCAAUAUUGCACUUGUCCUGUGAGGACAUUUACGGUCGCUAAUGCUUCCAAAAAAGUAACAAUUAUCGAGUUCUAAAGUUCUAAAGUGUUUUGAAAGAACAACAUCUGAAAGGCCUACUUGCCAAAUACUAGCCACUGUGGGACAAAUUGUCUCGGAGAUACUAGUCUCGUUUUGCUUUGAUGACUCCAUACAAAUCCUUAGUAAAUAUGACUCGGCUCCUAAUGUUUUGAACUGAGACAAAUUUAGAAGACUUUGUAGAUGUCAUCAGAGCAUAACUGGGCUAAUGUCUCAAAGACCGAUUUGCCCUGGAAAUUGCUAAUUUUUGGCAAGUAAGCCUUUUGGAUGUUGUUCUUUUAUAAUACCCCGAAAAAUCCCAUAAUUUCACAAGUUCAUUCUUUUACGACGUCCUACUGCAGAAUAAAAGAAAUUAAGUACAAAAACUGUAGACGAAGAUCCUGCUAGUUGUCAACGUUGGAUCUCUAGAAAAGAGAUUUAAUCAGCUAAAAUAUUAGCAAAAAAAAAAAUGGGAAGUCCAAAGACUGCAACAAAGCUGAUAUUAGAACUCUGUAAUGAUCACUUCCACCCAUUGCUUGCCGUUAUCGUCUUUAAGAUAAAAACGUCCUAGUUAUCUGUUGUCUAGAAUAAACAAGCUCGUCCGCAAUUUCCUGAAUGGGCAAAUUUUCUUUGCCCUCUGAGAAACUACGUGACAUUGCCGCGCGUGCAACUAUGGCGGGUAUUAGCCCACGGAUACAACGGUCACUGCUACUUGAUAGCCGCAAGAAGAAACGGCUGCAUUUGCAGGCUAGCGGGUAUAGGAAUCGUAAAUAAGUUCUAUCGAUUUGAAACGUUUGCGUCAGAGAGCAGACUUUCAGUUAGUGAAGUGGGUGUAUUGCGGUUUGCGGUUUUAUGCCUUUUUCCAGACUGGUUAUAAUCCUGGGGGGUACUCCCUUAUAAGGGCUUAAUGGGGACGUGCGGCCAACCAGGGUAUGUUUUUCGGGAUUUUUGUCGUAAACAGGGUAUCGAAUUUAUCAUUUUUUGUCUUAAUCAGGGUAUCGAUUUAUCAAUUUUUGUCUUAAACAGGAUAAAUGUCUUAAACAGGGUAUCAAAAAUCGGAAUUCUGUCUUAAACAGGGUAGGAAAAUCAGCGAUACUUGUCUUAAACAGGGUUAGGGUAUGAGGGGCCGUGCCGCACCUCCCCACCCAGGGAUAUAUCGAGUACCCCCCCCGGGUUUAUAAUACGCUCUUAAAAUUCGCGGCCAUAAUCAUCCAAGUGAUUGUUGUCGGUUUUGCCCGCAGGCUCUGCCUUUUGUGACCCCAAUUAAACGUUUGUUUUUUCUGUCUUUAUUUAAUAUCGACGAGAAAAACCUGGUCUUUACGAUCUCAACAUUUUCUACUGUUUAGGAUUCAUAUGCAUGCGUGUUUAUUCGUUUAUACAGUUUGUGAUUAGUGGUACCACAGAUGUAAACAGGGCACAUGCACAAAGUCCUGUUAAAGACUCGCAAAACGCUUACGUGAUAGUGAAAUUAUAUACUAUAAAACGUUAUCCCCAUACCACUUUGCCGGCGGCAUAUAAUUAAUACCCGGUAUCCCCGGGCCUGUACAUAGAUGAAACCUUUGGUAUUACGAAUGAUAUUUUUGCCCCUGUUAAAAAAGAAUGCACGAAACAGGAUCGGAUAGUCCAUACAUCGUACCUUAGAUAUAAAAUGAACAAUCUUCCCAGUUCCUUUGGCAGUUCAUUACUUUUUUGGUUUCUCCCUGUCACUGACAUAAUGGUUUGCCAACCUGCGCCACAGACGGAACUAAACUCCCAGUUAACCAGGAUUAGAGUGCAUUUGCGACGCAGGCUUGCCUAUAUUUCUACGGAAGCGUUAUUCUACAAAUAAGUGGACUCAAAAUAACAGGCCGAGAUCGCACGUUCAUGCAAAGGACUGGUUAUUGUUCAAACGUGGCAGAACUUCUAUUGUUUGUGAACGUGUAUGUAUCAAGACGCAAUCCACCAGGAAAUUGAGUAAUUUUAACUUUCAGUGGACAAUGAACCUUGUACCAGAAUAAUUUCAAGAAUAUUGCACUCUUUUUUUUAUUUUUUAUUUCUUUUUUAGGGCUAAUAACACCAAGAAAAUUUCUAAAGGGAGUCCGAGAAAAUGAAUGUCAAAUUUCACGAGAAAUGUGAAAACACAGGUAAAAUUCUGAAAAUUUCAUGUGUAAGAUGUAAUUUUGUGAAGUUUGACAUUUAUAUUCUUGGGCUCCCAUAAGAAAUUUUCUUUGGUGUUAUUACAGAUGACUAAUUACAUCUUUAGCCCUUGAAAAAUGUAAAAAAGAAUGCAGUAUGCUUUGAAUUAUUCUGGUACAAGGUUUUUGUCCACUAAAAACUAAAAUUACUCAAUUUGCUGGUGGAUUCCGUCUUAACCCUUAACUCCAAACGAAUGCCCGCGUCAGGCGCUUUUCGUCCCCAGGUUUUCUUCCCUGAAGCUAGAGCACAGUAAGAGCGUGCCUUAAGUCACGACUGUUAAAUUAUGACGAGUGUAAGAUCACAUUUGAUCUCCACUCACGGAUUAUACAAACCUGAUUACUACGGUUUUCCAAUUUCGUUCUGGCUGAUAAGAGCUGAACGUGUCUCCAUCCUGUAUUCCUAAAAUUCUCUUCAUUGUUUUUUGACGAGCGUGAAAGAUCAAGAGAUGCCAGUGCGCUAUCUCUUUGUAGAUCAAUUCUCAAAGGCUUCCUUUCCAGUAGAAUUCUACCUCUUUCAUAGAGAAGAACCACUUAGUUACUGAUUGCAAUCUACCAUUCAAGGUCAUUCAAAUGAAAGCUCUGUGAAAGUAUUGCCAUGCCUUUGCACUGUAUGCCUACCUCUUUCCGGGAGGGCACUCAGUGAAGUUAUCAGAUAGAGGGGCCUUGCCCCGAGAUCCGACCCCUUACAUUUUAUAUACCCUCUUUGACAGAAUAGGAAACCUUUCAGGCGUAGCCUCCAUGUAAAGGCCUGUAGGAGUACAGCUGGGAUGCCAACGUUGCGUGUUAUUUCUUACAUUGAUUUCAUUAAUUCGAUUUACAGCCUGUAAAUUUUUUGCGCACGGGAUCUGUGUCUUGUAAAUCAAACCAACAAACUGGUAAGCUUGAUUUACACGGAUUAAAUUCUGAUCAUCAUAUUACGGAAUACGCCCUUCGUUUUCCACAAAGUUGGUUUUAAAACCAAGAAAAGUUUGAAGCACUGCUUCGCGCCUGCGUGAAAACCGGUAUACGCACCUUCUAAACCAUUAGUAUGGUCGGGGUAUAAGGUGUUUGCGGCGCAGGCAGGCUACAGUGCUUAAUACCGUUUGCAUUUUUCAAGCUGUAAAUUUUUGCCAUAUGGAAAACUGGAGUUAUUCAGGAUAUGUGAUAUCAGUUUGGAUCUUGUAACAAAAGCGAGUCAGGUGAAAGGUAAUCGGUCAAUUGGCGUCUCUUUAUUUCAAGGGUAAAACAAUAUCCUAUUGUUUGCGCGCGGUAGGUACAAUUGUAUAAGCCACUUAGGAAUGACGCAAAUAAGGUCAACUACUGUGUCAGUGAUGGAAUAUGACCAUAAAACUAACAGAUCACUCUUCAAGGAUCAGUUAAUGCUCCUCUUCGACAAGAGCAGAUCACGCUGAAGUCUGUCUUGUAAAACUUUAUUAGAGAUGGCUUCAACCCUGGGAACAAAAUCAUGGGGUGCAGGAAAGGAGUUUUGGGGCUUAGAUUGGGUUUACGAUCCCCAAUGGCUCUUGGACGAUGAACAAAGACAAAUCCAAGCAAAACUGAUAGAGAUUUGUAGGACUGUGAUCAGACCGAACGCUGUAAGUAUUACUAGGUUUUUUAGGUCCGCCAAGAGGAAUUUAAAUAAAAUGGGUCAUGAUACACGCAGAAGACAUCUGGUAUUCCUGCAUACCCCCCGUUUGUGUCCAUAGAAACGGAUUGGCUAGCUUUAGCUAAAGUUGCAGAUACAAUUUGAUUCCUCCUUCGUACACGGAUGUAGCCUAGUCGGCCGGUUCAGACCACCGUUGACCAUUGUUCGAUCGAACUUCCUCUCAGCAACAUUCCUCUUAUGCUACCAGGUCGUCCCUCAGUUUUCGAUCUUCAACGCAUGUAUUGUGCAAGCUGUCAAAAUAUCGGUACUGUGUAGCCUAAGUCAAACUUUUCCCGCGUUUUGAACCUUGGAAAAAUUUCGCGUAUGCGUAAAAAACAAAGAAAGAUAGAAAAUAGCAAGUUAUAUCCAACUGACAAUUACGAUUUACAUUGUAUUCUCAAAAAAACGUCCAGAAACAAAAAUAAAGAAACAUUAUUAGGUGCCUAAAAUUUAAGGAAAUAACAGUUCAAAAAGCAAAAUGCUUGGAGAAUGUUAACGCAAAAGAUGGCGAAAACUCAGCCUUUUGCAAUACGAGAAGGCUCUCUUUGGAUUAAAUUAGUUGGCCAGGAUUGUUUAUUGUUAAGUAGUUUCAAGUUAUUUUUUAUUUAUAUAUUCAGUGGUAUGUAUCUAGCAUGGGGGACAGGGCUGAUCGCGUCCAUCUGUGCUACUAUCCGUUGUUAGCAUGUUCGGUUGCUUAAGUGAGGCCAACGUGUUUAUCGUGUUAACGUUCAAACUUAAUCAUUGGAUAUCCAGGAUACGAUGAACACCGAUGGUGAUAAUAACUUCGCGCGAAGAGAGAUGCGUGGCGGGAGGCCGGAUAGUGGUACUGUUACCACAAUAUACAAAGUGCUCUCCAAACUCACGUAGCCCGCGAACAGCAGACGCAUUUCCGGUCGUCGCUUCUCUCCCUCCGAAAAAUUUCGGAGGGAGAGAAGCGACGGCCGGAAAUGCGUCUGCUGUUCGAUCGCAGACUAAACUCACGCCGAAAAUUCACAUGAAUAACUAGCCGAAAGUAGCAAAGGAUACCAUGUCGAGUAUGAAGAUUUCAAAUGUCAUCCCAGUUAAAUUUAAAAAACUGGACUCAAGUUUUUAUUUUUAUUUCGUCGAGAUCUAGAAAAAUUCCCGAUUAUCCAGAUAUAAAAAGCUAAAAUAACCUAGCGUUUUAUCGGCUCCAAGUCGGUUUAAAUCUCGGUUGUACCGCCUUUUUUCAAGCAACGUCACAUCAAGUAAAACCAAGUGGUUGACAUUUUUUUUUUUUUUGCUGUCUUUGCCAUAAUUAAGAAAUAAAAUUUUAGUUGCUUCUAUUUUAGUGGCUCAAAUUUGGCAUACAGGUCAACAGCAACAUUUUUAACGGAUGGAAUGAUCACACGUUAAGGCAUUUAAUCAACAAAAUUCACUGUGAAAAGUCUGAACUAUUUUCGGCGCUGCGAAAGGUUCAGGGUUACAGUGCACGCCGUAAGCUACACUUGCACGUUCUUUCGAGUGCCUCUUGCGGAUUAAACCCUCCGAGAGGCUUUAGACAAUGCGUCCACUAGCCUGGAUGUCUAGACGCAACUGAGCUUAAAAUCUAAUAUAGGAUAAAGGGACCUUUCAACUCUCCACUAAGUGAACACAGGUGAAGUGCGUGCCGUAAUACUCUCAACAUUUCAGAAAUUUACGGACAAUAAUCUAUUCAUCUUUUCUUCGAGAAUUCUCGGCCACCAGAACAGAUCACUUAAAAAUGGGCCAGUGAAUUUCCACGUUGCCCCAAGCCUCUGUUUCAAAGCGAGGAUAAGUGCGAUACCAUAAUGAUUUUUUUAUUCUUAAGCAAAAAGGACUCAUUUUCAUGAGAAAGAUUUUCACUUAACCUAGUUUUGAAAGUGAGACUUUUUGGAACUCUGAAAUGUCCUCUUCUUCUUAGGCAAGUUACGGAAAUGAUUAAAUAUGAAUGUCGAUUAUAUAUACGUGCAAAACUCAGUAUGUAAUUAAUUGUCAGCCACAAUUCUUGGCCUGUAGUAUCUCGCUUAUGACGUUUGUGUACUGUUUUCAAGUAUGAUGACAUACUGACAAAUAUCAAUUCUCAGGAAAGAUUUAGGUAAGGGACGGACCAUUAGAAAACUUAUGGGGGGGGCGGGCGAAGUACAAAAAAAAAAUUCGCGCAAGGGAAAAUUAAAUGAAAAAAAAUUCAUGCACGCCACUUAACCCUAAAAAAUAUUCAUGCAAUGGCCUAAAUAAAAUUCAUGCAAAGAAUCUGAUAACGAAAAAAAAUUCUUGCAGCUCGAAAAUUCCCCUCCCCCCCAUAACUUUUCUAAUGGUCCGUCCCUAAUCAGCCAAGCAGAAGUCUCUUCUGACUUCGUAAGUUUUUCGCCGCAGGACAGGAAAUCAUCAGCGCUAUCAAGGAAAUGUUUUUCCAUAUAUUGAGUCUGUUUAAACGUGAAAAAAACUCAUUUGGCGAACAUUUGUGACACCGACAAGCAUGUGAAUUCUACUGAAUGGAUCUACAAAACCAAAGAGGAACUGAAAUUUCCUGCCUUUCGAAAAAUUAAGGAUUGAAUUAACUGCAAAAACCGUAGACGAAGUUCCUGCUAGUUGUAAACGUUGGAUCUCUAGGAAAGAGAUCUAAUCAGCCAAAAUAUAAAGAACCAAAAACGAGAAGUCCAAAGAGUACUGCAAAGCUGAUUCAGAACAACGUGUAUUGUUUCUUCAUAAUAAUAUUUCGGCUGGCCAUACCAGCCUUCUUCAAGUUUACAGAUGUUACUGUGUUACUGAACUUAUGUAGGCAUCACAAUAUUAUAUAGAUGGAGAAUGUCGCAAUAAAGAUUGGUUAAAAGGGAGAAGCGGAAGUGACGUACAACACACUACUGGAUAGCAAAAAUACUAAGGAUUUGGAUUACAAUAAUUCGUCAGGGCGGUUUAGGCCAUGAGGUUCAAGAGUCAUGGCCUUAUCUAUCAAAUGCGACUCCCUGGCCUUACGAACUGAGUCACGUGAAGAACGAAUCUUCUCUAGUGGGAUUAACUGCAUGUCAGUAUGAGAAUGGUUAGAGUGAGAGAGAAAGUGUUCAGAAACAGUUUAGUUUUGUCGACUGCACGUCUGUCAUUUUCGUUAUAUCUGUCUUUGAGACGUCGCUUAGUUUCACCUAUAUAUUGUAAAUUACAACGGUUACAUUGAACCAUGUAGAUCACGUUUUUAGUGUUACAAGUAAUUUGAGAAGAGAUGGAGCGUGUUUCACCUGUAGCGUAAAAGGUAUAACUUGUGAGGCCGUUAGUAAUGUAUGGACAAGUGGCCAAUUUUUGUCCACAGCGGAAGAAGCUUGGCGGAAACAGAUUUUUGGAGAUAACGGGUAAUUGUGCUUUAACUAAAAGGUCACGAAGAUUUGGGCUAAUAAUUAAAACUUCCAAACCCCCUUUCCAAAACGAAAAUUAAGAAUGUUAAUCAGAAGAACCUCUGAACUGGAAUUUAUUUCUGCAGAUUAUCUGCGACGAAACUUAUGAGUUUCCAAGAAAGAGCGUGGAUGCCUUGGCAUCGCUCGGCCUUCUGGGACUUAUCGUACCUAAAGAACUUGGUGGCCUGGGUCAGAAUCACGUGUGUGCCGCCAUGGUGGUGGAAACUAUCGCCAGAUAUGGCUGCCCAAGUACCGCCAUGAUUUAUGGUGAGUUAGUAUUGUUGUGAAUGUAUUAUAUUUUUGGGCUCCUAUAGCGGCCUGAAUUAAACAAGUACAAAAAGGCCACCGGAAAUUGUACUCUGAAGCUUUCAGUCACAUGGUCACAUCGUAGCAGUUCACUUACAAACUCAACUGUAAGAACUCCCCUGAGCAAAAUACUGGAACAAAGGACUUUUUCACUGAACUAGUCACAUCAACGCAAAAGCCGAGACUUAAAAACAAGAACAACGAGCUUCAGCUCAACAGCUGAAAAAAUUGGCUGAAAAAUUGAAUUUACUUCAAAUUCAUUUUGAGGCAAAUUAAGGACGAUAAAAAGAUGGGAGAAAGAUAAGAGUGUACAAAUGAAAGUUAAUUGCGGCAGAGUAUUCACAGAGUGGUACUGAAAUAGUGUUCGCCAAAUGGUCAAAGCCAAUUAUUUAGUGACAACUUUGGAGUGAGUCGUUGAUGGCCCUGCCCUUUCACCAGUAUUUUUGGAACUUCCAGGACUAUACAAAUCUGUGAAUGUUUUCAGUCUUAAUCUUAAAAAUCCCAGAAGUUCUAUUCUAAUAAUUUCAUCUCUGUUUUCAGUGAUGCACCUAGGCGCAGUCGCAGCGAUGCUUUUCCGCCAUCAUGACAACAAGACUCUCCAAGAUUUACUGAUGCGGCUUGACAAGGACAGUUUAAUUGGAACUUUGGUUUUCAGCGAUCCCGCUACAGGUAGAUGUACUUAAUAGACCAUUCAAGUCGAGUUCCAAAAAUCUAACUUCCUAAACGAGACGAGACUAAGUUCAAAACCUUUCUUAUGAAAAUCUUCUUCUUCUUCUUCUUCUUCUUCUUCUUCCUCUUCUUCUUCUUCUUCUUCGCCUAGCCUUGGCGUUUAUGGUAGGAAACUUAAAGUUCACCGUUGUUAACUCUUACAAUUAAGGCAAGACUUAAACGUGGCUUAAACACAUACCAACUUGAGGAGAACUUUAGGCAGAUAAAAAGAUAGUAAGAGAGCCAUUGAAAGUAACACUUUGGUAGUAAACUAAAAAAAGAUAAAAUAAGCAGAAAACGACUGGCAAUGCAAAAGACGUUCCCCUCACAGUUUCUGGUGAACCAAGCAAAAUGUAAACAAAGUUCCCUAAAAAUGUUAUUUUUUCCUCACAGGUGGGCACAACUGGUUUCCAUUCUCCUCCAAGGCCAAGAGGCUUGAUGACAGCACCAUUCAAGUGUUACGUUAUGGGGCCUGGGUAACAAGUGGAGGUUUUGCAGACUUCUACGUGGUUGAAUGCACAAGCCCGUCGUUUGCUGGCGACUUCAUGAAUCUCAGUCUGUUUCUUAUGUUCAAGGUAUAAUUAAGCAAUAUCAAGUAAUACUUAAAACCCUAAGUACAUUCGAUCAAAAACAUUUCUCCUUGUCCUUCUUCUAUCGUACGGAUGAUGACAAUUUAUUUUCUAAUCAAAAUGUAUAUUUGAUCAUCAUUUUUCUUGAUUCUCAAGACCCUUGUAUUUGAUUAAGCAGUGAUCUUAUGACAAGACAGUUACUUGACACAUUAAUUCCUUAGCUGCGUACUUUGAGCCCCUGCGAAACCUCCGAGUGCACAGGAGCUGUUUAGUAAAAGAGCAAAUUCUACGUGCUUUCUGAACAGACUUAUACGAACAUAAUGGCUUAUUCGCGGAAUGUGCUUUUUUAACAGGACCAGGUUCGUUCCAGCACUGAUGAGUGGUCAGCACUUGGCAUGCGCGGUAACCAUUCCAGCCCUGUUGUGUGUGAAGGAGUUCUGUCUGCAGACAGGCUUGUUGGGUCAUUUGGUAAGUUAGAGUUAACUUCACGUCAUAAAUGUAAUAAAACAUUAACAAAGUAGAAGAAUAACUUCAGUGGGAUCCUUCAAGAGAGAAAUUAAAACCAUUGCCUUGAGCGCUAUACUUUCCUGGGGUUCUACUUAUAAAGCUUUGCAAAGUGGUCAUGCCUUUUUAAAUGGACAGGAAAGCUAAGGCGUGCUCUGGCCUGCCAAUGGACUGGAGUCAUAUUAUAUAGUUGGUUUAAACGGAGCUUGGUCCAUCAUAUCAGGAUCCACGAUGUUUUAUACCAUUUUAUCAUAACUGCGACAAGACUAUUUGUUUUUGUCGAGGCUUCUUUGUAGUGAAAUCUACGGAGUGGGGAUGGCGCCUGGGAGGGAAGAGGGCGGGAGGGGUACGGGAGGAGGAGGAAGAACUAGAACGGUGGGGAGAGUAGGGAAAUUGGGGAAAUUACGCAACAAUGCUUAAUACUCACAAUUAAAAAAGGGUGAAAGAGAUGAAGCCGAGAAAAAAUGCGGCUGAAGGCGAGAGAUUUGGACCCCAUGCUUCCAUUCACUCACUCCCACUUUUUUACUUAGGAGCUUCACUACCCACCCAUUUUUAAAACAAAACAAUGAACGGGAGUUUUAAAUUCUUCAACAGGUGAAUUUCCCUUGGCUGCUCAUGAAGUCAUUGACCCAUACUUCCUGCUAUACUCCUCAGCCUGUUGGAACGGUUUAGCAUUGGGUACCAUUGAUGUCGCUAAAAAACACGUGAGCAGAACAGAACAUGCUGAUUCAGGCCUGCGCGUGGCCGAUUAUCCCAUUAUACAGGUAAGAGAUCAUGUGCUCUUGACAAUGCUUGUCCAAUCUGUCCAAUCCCUUUUGAGUGAUUUUUGAUAAGCUCUGCACUUUUAUUUUCUGCGAAUUUGAAGGAGACCACGACAAUUUGUAGAAGCAAACUAAGUUUCUAUAGCGCUUCAAGGGUCAGAAGCACUACCCGGAUCUGGGUAGUGACGCGUAAUCAGUAUGAAAUUUCUGCGCUCGUUUCUCCGACGUCAUUUCGCGGGAAAACAAACCGUGGCGUUGCGAAAUGUCGGCUGUUUUCUCAAGCUUUCCGAAAACUGCAAAAUAAAAAAUAAAGACGAAUAGUACUGCUGAUAGCUGAACUCAAAAGCUACAUAUAUACCACCAUCUUGAACAGCUCGAUGAGCGAUACCAACGGAAAGUAUUGCUCUCCCAGUAGUGCACCUGAAAUCUCCGCGCCACAUUCUCGAACCAUCCAUCCAUCGUAAGAGCAAAACCUAUCUACGGCACAACUAGAAGUCCAGGGAAGAUCAAAGGUUUUGAAGUUUAAUUUUGACUGCAUUCACUCCCUUUCUUUGUGUUUUAUUUCAGGAUUAUUUUGGUAAAGCCAUCACUGAAACAAACAGCUCGCGGUUGAUGCUUUUUAACGUGGCGAAGGGAAUGGACGGGGUUACUAACAACAACGACUGGUCUAUUUACAAAGAACCCAUGACAGCACCGUGGUAAGUAGUGCAUCAUUACAACAAGUCAACAAAUCACUUUCUAACUGAUACUUAAUCAUAUAAUUUCACGACAAUUGCAACCAAAUUAGGACAAGAAAAUCUCCGACGCAAUCUUAGCCAAGCAUCUUCCGGGCGACUAAUUCUCUUCGAUAACUAUGAAUCGUGAAUUUUUGGGUCCCGUAGAAAAGCUCCGAGCGUCUUCGAGUAAGUUUCCAAGAAGAUCGAGAGUUGCCAGCUAAUUAGUUAUUAAUCGUUGCAAGUUUUUACAAAUCUCUGCAAUAGCCCGGCUAAACUUUGUAACGUUUUAGCGUUGUCUUCUCACCCCAGCGCGAAUUAGUGUAUUAGUUUCAUUUGCAGUAAGAUCGAAAUAAUAAAUGAGAGGGGAGGCGAGGGGGGAGGGGGGGUUGUUUGACUACUAGUGAUUUGAAGUGUGGAGGCCGAGGAUACUCUCCUCUUAUAUAAGUCAUUAUGUUUUGGAGGGGAAAUAGGGGGCUUCCGCUGUCCUGUAAAUAUCCAUCGAGAUGGUUUGCUGUCGUAGUCAGCCAUUAACAAGAUAUGCGUGUUAAGUAAUGUACACUUAAAUCUUUUUAUGCUCGUUAACUGGAACAAGGAAGGGCGCCUGAUCGCAACUAAUCGCAGUUUUGUCUACUUUUCUUUGCUUGGUCUUUUAAGGUAUCAUCCACCCUUAAGCACCCUCCCCGCGUUGAUCGGCGCUAGCGCUUUUGCUUUUAAUAAAUACCCCCAUAAACCGUACAUUUUCUGAAAGCUUAAUAGUUCCAGAUUAUUGCUUAUUCCUUUUAAAAAAUCAAAAUAUUAACGCGAUUCAGAAAUGAGAAGCUUUUUGUGAAAGUGGGUGUCGCUGUAAAUUUAAGUCCAGGCCAGCCAAAAAUAAACGGAAGAAGCCAAUUAAGAUCGCAUUCGCUUCUUAACACGUUUGACUAAAAAACCGUGUCUCAGAUUUUUGUCAAGUGGGUUUGUUCUUUUGUUAUAAGCAGUUGAAAUUAGGGAUAGCAAAUCUUUAGCACUACCUGUGAAAAAAUACUCUUACUCGAAAACGAAAAAAGAAAUCAAAAUUCGCAGACACGGUUUUUUAGAAAAACUGUCUGACAGUAAGUUGGCCAAAUUUCAGCCAAAUUGGUUCACGGGUUGCCGACUUGGAGUUUAAAACGUACCCUCAACUUGCUGUGAUUUUCAUUUCAAGAAAACAGGGGGAAAAGAUUUUUGGCGGCGUAUUGCCCGUGACGAGAUUAUAACCGAUUAUAACACCAAAGCUGUCAAUGUUGAUGCAUACCAGAAAAGGGACAACAAUAGUGACACAGCAGGAAAAGGUUACAAACGAAACCCAUGCAACAACAGAUGAACAAUUUAUUUCAAACGCUCUGCUCUGUUCGAUCCUUCUGUUGUUGAGAAAGCAUCUUUAGCUAUUUGCGACGGGCAGUUUUCAUUUUGAGCCAAGCCAAAUCGACAACAAACCGCUUCCUGGAGUUUUUCUUGAAGCUGCUCUCCUGCCACAAUAGACUUUCAAAAAAGUCCUUCGUCCGAUUUUUAUAUGGCGCGGUACCGGUCACGAAUUUGUCGCUUGCUUGGCCGCUUCGCGGCCUAAAAAGCUCGCUCCGCUCGCUAAGAAACUCGUGAAACUCGAUUUCGCGGUAGUUUCAAUGGGUUUUUCAGAAGCUUUGUCAUCUUUUAGCCAUUUUUCUUGAUUGUAGUAGGAGCCCUUGUCGCUCUCUGCUAAUUUCGAAACCCACACUUUGCAAAACGAUUUUGUCGUCUUCUUUCGUCUUGGAGUCAAGGACGAAAACGGACAAGCUCUUUUUUCUUCUUUGGAGGCAUUCACUUCCAAAGUCCAGGGAAAAACAGUGUGCACUAUACUUGUAGACCACGAUUUCUGUCAAAUUGCGUGAUUAGCUUGGAUCAACAGCGGCAUGCGUAUCAAGUAUGACAGGACAUGUCAACGAUCAAUUAAAAUAAUUAGCAUAGAAAAAACUUUUGCGCUCCAUAAGUCUGCUCAGAAAAAACAUUUUUUCCUGGAAUUUUUUUUAAAAGAAAGCUCUUGAUGAACUCUGCUUAAUCAUCUAAAAAUUGAAAAUUUCGAAAAAUGAUGGGUUUUUACCCUGGAUGAUACCUUAACACUUUGCAUCUCUCUUGUCUCUCCUUCUUAUCUUUUCUUAUAGUCGAGGUCAGUUUCAUCACUGGUGUUUUCAAGUCAAAAUAAAAGCUGCCGCAAAUGUAUCGUACGUCGCAGAUGAGAUGUUGCAUGCCUGUGGAGGAGUUGGUUAUAAGAAAGAACUUGGUAAGUCUGUCAGGAUUAGAAACUCUUUCUCGGAUCUUCUUCGCAAAUCUUCGAACAUGGUCGGAAAUCUUCGGAUACUUUAAAAAAAAAGGAUUGAAGAUGCCUAGAUUUCCUUCGGACAAUGUUCUUUAGGGCUUAUCAAGCUGACGGAAGUUAGAUCUUUGGAAAAUAGCAAAGCCAGUGGUUUUGGUUCAAAAUAAAACUGAGUACAAAAAAAUACAUAUUGGACUGUUGUUCAAGUGUUAAUAGUUCUGUGCUGUACGGUUACAAAGAUCUGAGGUAGUAGAUUCUUUUACAAUUUCUUUAGCUCGUGUAGUUUUAACGUGUGAAAUGUUCCUUUACAGGUUUGGAGCGCUUGCUACGCGACAGCAAAGCAGGAUGGUUAAUGGGGGCCAGCAAUGAGGUGCUGAGACAGAUUGUAGGAAAAACGAGCCUGUUUGGUCUUAAUGCGAUAGAUUUUUGGUAAGAAAAUAAUCCAGGAAACAUGCAAUUUUUUUUGCACCUUCCGAAGCCUAAGUCAGCAAAUAAUAAUUCUCCCUCGUUUUAAAUACUUGAUAUCCCACAAAAUUAAAAAGCUAAAGCACCUUGUUCUGUGGCGCAACUUAGUAUCUCCCAUUUGGGAUUCUAUCCACAGACGAAAAUGUUAGAGCCACCUUGUACAGCAUUUUAGGGACCUUAAGAUCCGACGACGGCGACAAGAACAUCAAAAAGCAAUAGGUUUAGUAACCAAAAUAACAAUUUUGUACGUGCAUCACGCUUUUUUGUACAUUACUUUGCUGUUACUGCACGACUACGACGUGAAAAUGCCCAAUUUUACGUUGUACAGGCAACGUACAAAUUUCCUCUCUCUAUCUGAACUUGGAUUUGGUUCUUAGGAAUUCAACUUUAGGAGGGUUCACCUACAUUUGACAAUGUUAGCGACUUGGAGUAAUAUAUUAAUCGCGAUGAAGAUUGAAAGAACGCGAAUUUACUUUUUCAGCGACAUUUCCGCUACCGUCGCCGUCCUCGGAUCUUAAGGUCCCUAUUAAAGAAACCACAGAAGAGUACUGCACGAAAACGUUUAUUUGAAUGGUCACAAUUUAGGAUUUCAUCCACAGAUUCAAAAGGAGUAAAGCCACCCUGGAAUUGUGAUAAACAAAGGCACAUGUAGGACUAUUUAGUGGCUUUUAGUUGAAUGAUCGCAUUUUUAGAAUCCCAUCAACCACCUAAUGAAAAGACUGCUAAGUUUUACCUUCAAUUGAUUUGUCGGUUCACUCUGAUCUACUCAGAACUGAGAUAUUGAACAAAACCACAUGUAGGAACAAACUACUUAUUUUCAGCGCCUUUGAGCAAUUUUCUCUUUCAAAUCUCCUCUUAGGUGCAAAGUUUCUGAUGACCGCGUCCUUAACUUGGAGCUAAAGAAGCUAAGUGGAGACGCAAAGCGUGAACUGGCCAAGAAACUGCUUGCAGAGGCAGAAAUUGAAAACGCAAACGGGAAAAACGACAUCCAUCACUCGUACCAGGACUCGGAGUUUGAUAACCCAUUCAAUACCAGUCCUCCAGCGACCCUUAAAUCUCUGGAUUCUACUAAUGGGUUUAAACUUAAACAGAAAACGUGUCUUAAACCGGAUGAGUUCAUCGCUUUAAAACUACUUUCCGUACAACCUCUUACUGAAAUGGUUGCAGAGUACACCUUUGCGUUGCCCCAGGCCUCUGACCUUACGGGAUGCUUUCCUGGUCAGUACGUUCGAGUGAGACUGGGAAAAAAUCAGCGGUUCCUCUCACCAGUGUCACGCGCUAAGGAACCUGGAAAGAUUUCACUGCUGCUGAAGCUUGAAACACACGGAAUGUUCUCGAACUCAAUGCGCUGUCUCGAAGUCGGUAAGAAUUGUAUGAUCGAACAUUCAACAUCAUAAGGCGUCGCUAAUUGUAGUUCUGCCUAAUGCUUGCUAUUCUCCCAAAGCAAUACUGCUCAAUAGCUUUUUGUUUGAAUUGUCACAUCACAUUACAGAAUUUCUUUUUUGACAAAAAUGAAUUUCAUUUCAGAGCCAUCUUGACUUAAUAGGGUUUUCCUUAUGAGAAUUGUCACUGUUUUAAAGGCUGAAACUACUUUGUAUAGCAUCAAACAGCACAAUAAAAAAACUGCUAAGAAGCGCUCAUUUAAACUAACAGUCUUGGUAUUUUCUUUUGGUAGGAACUUACAGUUAGACCAAAUGUGUCAUCGUGCACAUUUUCCAAGAAAAAAACACAAAUUAACAAGACAUGCUUUUUACAACCCUUUUACUUUAACCUUUAAGCACUAAGGGUGAUCAGCAUGAAAUUUCUCCUUAUAAUAUCAAUGCUUUAGAGAACGGCUUGGUCAUGAGAAUUGAGUACAUGAUCAGGGAAGAUGAGUCUAAUUGAUAUUUCAACAAUUUCUCCCCACCACUUCUAUUGAAAAAGUAUAGGGACAAUAAGUGAGAAUCUCAAUUUUGAUAUUAGGGUUUAGAUGGUUAAACCAGUUCAUCGAGCAUCAUUAAUCAUUUGAGGAACUUUCUCAAGCACGCAAAAGAAUAAUUAAACUGAUAAACAAAUAAUUCGGCCAAAAAGACUAGGUUAAACGUCGUUAAUUUUUGAAUUACUGCUCGCUUUUUUCAUAUCAUUUAAAACACUCCCCUCGUGUUUUUUUUGUGGUCACUUCACGGUGUUUGGAUAGCAUAUGAUAAACCCUCACUUCUGUUUGUCUUGCCAAUGCAUGGGGUUGGGAUGUUUGAUGAAACAGUCUAUCUCGUGCUGGUUUAUCACUCCAUGAUGUUUGAAUAACAUGAAACAAUCCUUUUCAAUCGUGUUUGUUGUAUCUCUUCCUGGUCGUCGAAUAUCAGAUAUAACUCUCAGUUUUAAGCUGAUAUAUCGCCCCCGGUGUGCGGGAUAUUAUGUUUACAUACUUUCACUUCUUUGUUUUCAUCACUACAUGGUAUUUGAAUAUAAGACGAAACAUUCGUUAUCGUGUUCAUAUAUAACCUCACGGUGUUUGGAUAUCAUUUUAAUAAAUUUUCUCUCGUGUAUGUUUUAUCACUACGUACUUAACGGUGUAAGAUAUCUUAUGUUUGAUAUAUUACAGAAAGUUCUAACGAUAUUAUUUCCUCAUUUACCAGGUGAUACUGCAGACUUCUCCGGCCCUUGCGGUGGAUACGAAUACGUACCCAACUCAACCAAAAACCUGACCUUGUUGGCAACCGGUAUGUCAUGCCAGCCUGCAGUCCAAAUACUGCGCGAAAUAGUGGCUGAUCCGACUGAUAAAACCUCAGUAGUUCUCCUGAUCUACGCUGAAAAACCAGGCGGUAUUCCCUACCAACAAGAAUUAAAGCAGUAUGCCAAGUACGACAAGCGAUUAAAAUUGUCCUUUACCGUCAGCGAGGUUGACUGCGAUGACUGGGAGGGAGGGCAGGGCUAUAUUGAUUCCAAGCUGCUAUCCAGUUCCCUCCCUCCACCAGAAGAAUCUAGUCAUCGGGUGAUAGUAUGUGGAGGUCCUCGAAUGGUCAUGGGAGUGCUUCAGGGAAUGAGAAAGCUGGGAUACUCAAGUGACAAGAUCUUUGUGUACGGACAGUUCGGGGUCCAGCAGAUUAAAGCCGUAUAUGGAAAGUUUUCCAAGUUAGCGCAGCACAGGGAGACCAACAACAUAGCAAAUCAUCAACAGGCAUGA